UGAAUCAUACGUAGCGGCAUCUAUAUAGAGACAAGCAGAGGAAGUGUAACAUUUUGUAAAUAUGGCAACAGCCCAACCAUUACAAGACCGUGUUCAUCUGUUUCGUCUCCAAACUCUUAUUAUAGAUGGAGGCACUACAGUCAUAAGGAACAUAAUUCAUCAAAAGAGCUCCAAUGUUCCGUUUAAUGUGUUUCUUAGUCAUGAAAAGAGAGCAGUAAAAACACUGAGGGGCAAGAAUACAAUAACGAAAGCACAGUACAAUCUGCUGUAUCCACAAGGUGGUAAUCUUCCUUCUAUCACUGACAUCGACCUGACUCUUGCAACAUGCCUGCUGAGAAAUCUGAAUAGUUUCGGGCUAAACCCUAACUAUAACUGGAGUGCAACACCGCAGCAAGCUGACACUUCCGUUGAGGCAGACUUAUGUCGUCUAAGAAAUACACGAAAUGAGAUAGCGCAUAUAGCGACUACAACAGGAAUAGACCAGGCAACAUUUCAGAUCAAGUGGAAGGAAGUCGAACAGGUAAUGGACUUACAUUAUUUCUUGUAGUAAUCUCUUUGUUUCUCUUACAACUUACUGUUUUACUAACAUCACCGAAGUCUCCUUUCAGACGCCUUGCUGAUUGCUCCGGUUUGGUGUCUUUUUAAAGUGAAAGAGUCAAGGUUUUAUU
This is a messenger RNA of Mercenaria mercenaria, 668 nucleotides long. RefSeq lists its product as uncharacterized. The record is from RefSeq and is a predicted model, not a curated record. Lineage: Eukaryota; Metazoa; Mollusca; Bivalvia; Venerida; Veneridae. The transcript has 2 exons. The coding region runs from base 62 to 547 and encodes 161 amino acids.